Osmerus eperlanus (European smelt) is the source of this 2469-nucleotide messenger RNA. RefSeq names its product gap junction protein beta 8 (gene gjb8). Bases 140 to 940 code for a protein of 266 amino acids. Gene Ontology annotation, molecular function: gap junction channel activity. NCBI's taxonomy places the organism in Eukaryota, Metazoa, Chordata, Actinopteri, Osmeriformes, Osmeridae. Gene Ontology annotation, biological process: gap junction-mediated intercellular transport; cell-cell signaling. Gene Ontology annotation, cellular component: connexin complex. The transcript is spliced from 2 exons. The record is from RefSeq and is a predicted model, not a curated record.
GUGCAUCUCACUGUCGCUGUUUCUUCGUGGUUUGGAAUUACUACAAACACCCAGAGGAACAGUUUGCUUCUCAUUUAUGGAAACCAUCUAAUAAGGAUUUUUGGUUGUUCCCCAGUUUGUCUGAGCCGGAGACGUCAGGAUGAGUUGGGGUGCCCUGUAUGCCCAGCUGGGUGGAGUCAACAAGCACUCCACUAGCCUGGGGAAGAUCUGGCUGUCUGUCCUUUUCAUCUUCCGGAUCACCAUCCUGGUCUUGGCUGCUGAGAGUGUCUGGGGCGACGAACAGUCUGACUUCACCUGCAACACCCAGCAGCCCGGCUGCAAGAAUGUCUGCUACGACCACUUCUUCCCGGUGUCCCACAUCCGCCUCUGGUGCCUGCAGCUCAUCUUCGUGUCCACACCCGCCCUGCUGGUCGCCAUGCACGUGGCCUACAGGAAGCGAGGCGACAAGAGGACCAUCAUGGCCACGCACGACAAGAUGUGCGAGCACGACCUGGAGAACCUGAAGAAGCGGCGUCUCCCCAUCACCGGGCCGCUGUGGUGGACCUACACCUGCAGCCUGUUCUUCCGGCUCAUCUUCGAGGGUGGCUUCAUGUACGCACUCUACUUCGUCUACGACGGCUUCCAGAUGCCCCGGCUGGUCAAGUGCGAGCAGUGGCCGUGCCCCAACAAGGUGGACUGCUUCAUCUCGCGGCCCACGGAGAAGACCGUCUUCACCAUCUUCAUGGUGUCGUCCUCGGCCAUCUGCAUGGUGCUGAACGUGGCGGAACUGUUCUACCUCAUCUGCAAGGCCCUGAUGAGGUGCUCCAACAGGAUGUCCAAGAAAGGGCGCUCCUACAGCCACCCUGACCCCGUGAACCCGGACAAGGCCCUACUGCAGAACAAAAAGAAUGAAAUGCUGCUGUCGGCCUCCACGGACGCCUCAAGCAACAAGACAGUGUGAACGCCCCGUAGAGACUGAGGACCAGACGGAACCCUAUCAGUGUUGUUAACUGUGACACCAUGUUUGCAUUUCAGAGAGCAGAAGCCUGUGAUUCUGCCUGCUGUUGAAGUGUAUCUGCACCUUCCACAACUUUCCAAACUGUUCCCUAACUAACAUAGUGCGUUACUUAGGGCACCGGGAAUGGUAGUGUUAGAAUGUAUACCGGCAUUGGGCUGUUGGAUAUGGAGUGUGAAGUGUUUGAUCGGAGUGUGAAGUGUUUGAUCAGAGUGUGAAGUGUUUGAACUAGUCCGUUUUGGUGCUGUGUCCAGGCGUCUCAGAGCAGGACUGACCUAGGAUCAGCUCUCCUGAGCUGUUAUUGGGGUCAGCACACACCACUGAUCCAGGGUCAGCCCUCCUUCUGAUGCACCUGAAAAAACACAGGACCCAGGUCUCUUGAAGAGCACCAUAUGUCUGUAGCGCCCUCUUGUGGUGGGUUUGCAGCAGUCUUCAUCUCAAGAUUGCUUGGCUUGUAUGUGUUUAUGAGAGUGUUUUAUUCCAGCAGAGUGUGUGCAGCAGCACCAGUAUGUCAAAGACAGGAGGCUCGUACAGUAGAGAUGCUAGCAGCCCCAUCCACCAGCUAUCCAGUUAACUGUGAAGUUCUGCCAGCCAUCAUGUACCAAAGCAAUACUCUGUGGUGCCUUAAGUCAUUUUCUUUGUUGCAAAUUAAAGAUUUCAUAUACCACUGACAACUAUUUUAGUCUGGAGCUCUCCACUACAAACGUCAACUACAACAACAUAGAACAACCUGUGCAAGUCCCAUAGAUGUUGUGACAUUGGACACAGUCAAAUCCAUUGGUGUUUCAAGGCCCUGGUUUGGAAAUGUAUUAUUGGGUUGCUUGUUCCUUUCUGUAGUCAGUGGGACAGGUGUUGGCGCCCCCCAGUGGUGAAACUGAAGCUUUAGGAACCGAUCACAACUGGUGGUGUCACCUUUCAUCUGGUGCCUUAAUUUAGCCACUAAAGUAAUCACUCUUCACCCUUUCAAUGUGAGCAGCCAUGGCGGAAGCAUUUGUUGUGGCCAGAUCAAGUUGACCAUGUCCACUGUAAACAGGCAAUGAACUGUAGACAAUCUUUUAUCUGUAGAUGGGAGAAGAUGUGAUCACAGGCUCAGUGGUGAAUAAGCACUCCGAGAAGGCUUUGCUACUUUUUAAAACCUUUUGUAGAUGUGGAUGGUUGUGAUAUUAUUUCAUUUCUGGUUUUAUAUUAAUGUAAUGUGAUUGCUGUAAGUGGAUACCAAAAGAUGUAUGAAAAUGUUCAAAUUUGAAGGUGUAGAAAAUGAGUUUAAAAGCCUUAAACCUCUGGUCCCAGUUAUCACAUCUAAUGUUGUCAUGUCAUAACGCCUACUAACGUUCUGGAUCUCGUUUCUAACUGCAUGCUUCAAGGGGAUGAUGAUUAUUGUAGCCUAUUUUUAAAAUGCACUUUGACCCCCAUUUUUCGAUGAUAUGUUAAGACUUUUCGAUACAUUUUAAUACAAUUUUAAAACGUACAGCAUU